This is a messenger RNA of Orbicella faveolata, 2039 nucleotides long. RefSeq names its product ubiquitin-associated domain-containing protein 2-like. The record is from RefSeq and is a predicted model, not a curated record. Lineage: Eukaryota; Metazoa; Cnidaria; Anthozoa; Scleractinia; Merulinidae. Gene Ontology annotation, molecular function: serine-type endopeptidase activity; protein binding. Gene Ontology annotation, cellular component: membrane.
GGACGAGAAGAUUACUCGAGACAUGCGCGCUUCGAGAGGAAGCCAUUUUGAUUUCAUGUUUACGAGUUGCCGUGUUGUUCUAUCGAAAUUUCCCCCAAGGCAAGCGUAAUUUAGCAACUGAGGAAAUAAGGAAACAACCAAGAGGUUUCUUUGCAUCCAAAAAACGUUAUUAAAUGUUCCCUGGCACAUCUUCGACGGGCUUUUACCAUGCACCACUCAGUAAAGGCCUUCUUGUUUUGACUGGUACAGCAUCUAUUUUUAACAUCCUUUUUGUGUCAUCUAACAAACAUUUCUUACCAAACAACCCAUGGAUUCAGAUUGCCCGUAACUCAAAGUUAUGGCAAGUUUUAUCAUCAAGUUUGUACUACUCAAGUGCUAGGAAUUUGAUAUGUGGCUCAUUCCUUCUUUAUUCUUUCCGGAUCUUUGAGAGACGAUUUGGAUCAAAACGAUAUGCAUCAUACAUUUUUAGCACCACAGUGAUUGCAAUUGGACUUCAGCUGACCUCCAUCUCUGUGUUGAAACACUUUGGUUAUGAUGUGGGACUUCCCCCACCAGGACUGUUUGGAAUGCUUUAUGCAACCCUUGUGAAGUAUUUCUGUGAUGUUCCAGCCUCUGAUGCAGUUACAUUCCUUGGCUUUCCAAUCUCAGGGAAAAUAUUUAUUUACUCUCUAGCUCUGCAGAUGUUGCUGUCCAGUAAGGAAUCACUUUUGGCUGGUAUCUGUGGAAUGGUGGCAGGAAUUGUUUAUAGGUUCAACUUAUUUCAAGUUCAACGGUGGCUCAGGCUGCCAGAUUCUCUGACUUCAGCCAUAUCUAGAGCCAUUGGUAAUUGGUUUAGUUCAGAGAGGCCUCCAGCUCAACCUUAUGCCAUGGGUGCAACACUGGAAAUACAGCGACUUCAGCAGAUGGAACAUUAUGAGCAGCAAGCGCUAAGAGCAAGAAUGGGGAAUCUUAGAAAUAGGGGUCCUCCAAGAGUGGGCCAAGGGUAUGCAGAUGUUUUAGUACCCCCGGGAGGUGGAGGCUGGCUGUGGGGUGGGGCAGCUGCCAACAACCCACCACCACAACCCCCACCACUGAAUGAAUGGCAAGACAGACAUCUGGAUAUGGACAAUGCAAACUUUCACCAACAGCCAACAGUAGAAGUCUCAGAAGAGCAGGUUCAGACCUUAGUAGAGAUGGGAUUCUCCAGACUAGCUGUGCUUCACGCUUUGACAACAAGCAAUAAUGAUAUUACUGUGGCAACAAAUAUCCUAUUGUCACAGUCAUAGUGAUAAUCAAUUAACAGACUUGUCAUGGAGUGAGUAACAGCAAGUUGUUUAUCACUAUCUGGAUUUCUGUAAAUAGUAUAAAAGUGAUGUAAAAAUCAGAUUUUUAAAGAAGCAAGUUAGUCAGGGUAGUUAUUGUUUUAUUUGUGAAAUAAAAAGUGAAGCUGUUUAAAAUAACAGUUGUUUGAAGGAACUUUAAGUUGGGAACUACAUGUACUGACAACACGUUACAUAAGUCAAACUGUAAUUACAUUUAGCUCGCUUGAAUACCAUCCCAACAUUAAUCAUGAGACUCCUGGCCUAUAAAAAUAUUUAUCUCUGUAAAAUUUUAAAUUGAACUAUAAAAGCCAAAUUAUUCCUCUCCCUAGCACUGUGCUGUGUCACAGAGCAACACAUCCACCCGGGUCGCAUGCUAUUGCACUGUUGCUCAUUAUUUUAUUAUUACAAAUUUUCUGUUAGUGAGGAGGGGGGAGGGACAGUGCAGUAUGGGAUUACUCCUCACAUAAUAUGUCGGAGAACUAUUGAAUGCAUCUUAUACAUACUUACGUAGUUCUGUAAGCAGGCAAGAUGAACCGAAUCCUGCACCAAUAGUGGCUACCCAAGCAGGCAAGAUGGUGUUAUCUUGCGUGCUCAGGAUUACUCACUGUGUCCUGCAAGAAAAUACAUUUCUUUUUCCAUAUUAUAAAUUCUUUAUUGGGUCAAGAUGGCUCAGGACAUUGUCCUCAUUCUUCUUUUGUGUGCUUAUGGAUCUCAACUCUGUCUUGGCCCAUUAACAUA